UAGACAAACCCAACUUUAUUUUUAGUUCCAAUGAGUGACUUUUUUGUAAUUUGUUACAUUAAUAACUAACAACCCAAAUCUCUAGCCAUCAAAGUAGUAAUUUGUCCAAACAAUGAUUGUCCUUAACUACAAGUAGAAGUGUAGAACUUAGAUAGUAAAAAAAAUUUCAAAAAAAAAAAAUGAAAAAUAAAAAAUUGAAGGUAGCAUUUGUAGAGAGAGAAAGCAAGAGUUUUUAGAGAGAGAAAGUAAGAAACUAGACUUCAACGUUGGGGAUGGAAAGCCCCGUCACGAGGCUCUCGAGUCUCGACCCACAAAAUGCCACGACUCCUUAUUUCACUUCCUUGUCGACGUGGCCCAAUCCACAACCGUUAAUCCAUUAAUAUGGCCCCACUUUUACUUCCACUUUUCAUAAACUUUUUCACUUUCUUAUAUUUCGUGAACCAUUAUAUAAGUUAUAUACUUUGCAUAAAAAAAAAAUAAAAAAAUAUACUAGUAUAUAUAUAGUUAUAUACUAUCACACUUUAUAUUAAAAUUUGCGGUACACAUAUUUAUAUAACUAUAAACUUAUACUAUAUAGCACACUUCUACUAUACUCCCAUGCAAUAUCACACUCUACUCUUAAGAAAAAAAAAAAAAAAACACACCAAAUAUUAUUACAAGUACUCUAACAAACUUUCCUUUCUAAAAACACCUAAAUCUUUGAUCUUCUUUUCUUUCUUUCUUCUUUUGCUUGGUUAUUAUUACAUACAUACUUAGUUAUUGUCACAUUAUAUUAUUCGGUUCGUCGUCGAUCUCCAUCCUUCUUAUUAUCGACCGAGCUCGAUAGCUUGCUUAGCUUGAGACAAACGUACACGGAGAUGGGAAGAGCGCCGUGUUGUGAGAAAGUCGGGUUGAAGCGUGGGAGGUGGACGGAGGAGGAAGAUAAUAAGUUGUUGAAAUAUAUUCAAGAAAAUGGAGAAGGGUCUUGGAGAUCAUUGCCUAAAAAUGCAGGGUUAUUGAGGUGCGGAAAGAGUUGUAGAUUAAGAUGGAUAAAUUAUUUGAGAUCCGAUUUAAAGAGAGGAAAUAUCACACCCGAUGAAGAAGAGAUCAUUAUCAAACUCCAUUCUACUAUGGGUAAUAGGUGGUCCAUGAUUGCUGGGCAACUACCAGGAAGAACAGACAAUGAGAUUAAAAAUUAUUGGAACUCUCAUUUGAGCAGGAAAAUCCAUACAUUUAGAAGGCCCAAUGGAGAUGCUAAUGGUGGCAAAAUCAUCAUAAACAUGAGCAAUGCGAGCGCGCCACCUAAGCGCCGUGGGGGCCGAACAAGCAGGGCUGCUAUGCAAAGGAAUAGAAACAACAUAGCCCUCAUCAACAACAACAACAACAACAACAACAACAACAACACUGUUACUAAUGUUCUAGCAACAGUGGGUCCCACCCAAGAGAUGAGCAAUUUAAUGGGAAAUAAAAACUUUAGUAUACCCAAGAAUAAAAUUUCUAAUAAUAAUAAUAAUAAUAAUAAUAAUAAGAAGAAGAAGAAGAAGAAUAUUAGGGAGGAGGUGGAAAAUGAGAAUUUAAUGUUUAAUGAAGAGGAAACAGAGUUGUUGGGUAUUGAAGAAAUAAUGGGCCUUGAUGGGCUUUUAGGAACCACAAAUGAAGAGAAUAGUGUGGGCCCUAGUGAGAGUAAUGGACCUAUGGGAAUGAGCCCAAUUGCAGAAGAUCAAAAUCAUAAUCAACACAAUAGUAAUAAUAAUAACGUGAGUACAUCCACAGGGUCUAAUGGUGGAGGAUCAAGAUCAACAGCUUCAUCAUCAUCAAACUUUGAUCAUCAUGGUGGAUUUGAUUGGGAUUGGGAGAUCGGGACCGUCGAUUGUAUCGGCCAAGAUUUCAAGCUGUGGGAUGAGAAGGAGCAGUUCAUUUCUUGGUUAUGUGAAAAUGAUGAUCAUUUGCAAGAGCCUUCUGUUUUUUCUGAUCUUUCUUCUGAUUUAGAUGCUGAGAAAGAACAAGCUAUGUUCGCUUGGCUUCUCUCUUAAAAAAGCCCCGAAAUAUUAGGAGACCUUACUCAUAAGGGUAAAAAUAUCGUAAUGCAAAUGUUUAGAUAGAUUUAAGUGUUCGAUGUUUCUAGUGUAGUCUCAUUAAAUUUGUUACUUUAUUUUUUGGGUAGUAGUGGUUGAGUUAUCAUGGUCUUUUUUUUUAUGUUUUAGAUGUCAAGUUUUCCAUUUGUGUCUCAAUAUUGCUCCUCUUUUUUUGGUGGUCUAGUUAAUGUACUAUUAAUAAACUGAAUGAUACAUGUAGUGAAAGGGAACAUUUUGUCU
Molecule: messenger RNA, 2294 nt
Organism: Chenopodium quinoa (quinoa)
Lineage: Eukaryota; Viridiplantae; Streptophyta; Magnoliopsida; Caryophyllales; Amaranthaceae
Product: transcription factor MYB14-like
Exons: 3
Coding region: 858-2012 (384 amino acids)
Source: RefSeq, a predicted model, not a curated record